AUGGUCGUCAUCCACGCACAACCCAGCUCCUCCUCUACCACACACAAGAAGAACCGCCGAAAACUGUCCAAGAAACCAUUGACCACGCCCGUAGGCGCAUCUUCACGAAAUGACGAGGACAACGAGAUGCAAGAUGCCACUAUCGACCUUUCCGAAGUUAUCCCAGCUACAUCUACACUAGCUGAGAAUACCGACACUCCAGCGGAUGAUGAAGUCAUGAUUGACACCGAUCUUGCCUCCUUACCCACCCAAUCUGUAGCACCCGCUUUCCCUCCCCUUCCGGCAUCUGCACAGCGUGCGACGCUGAAGUCAGAAUCUAGGAGAAUAGCAAUACCACCACAUCGUAUGACGCCGCUCAAAAAGGACUGGGUCAACAUUUUCUCUCCUUUGACAGAGAUGCUUCAAUUGCAAGUUCGGAUGAACGUGCAGAGAAAAUGUGUAGAAAUUCGAAGCGUCCGGAACCCAAAGACAUCAAAGCAUACGCAGGACAUUGGUGCAAUCCAAAAAGGCGCUGACUUCGUCAAGUCAUACGCACUUGGCUUCGAUGUGAAUGAUGCCAUUGCCCUCCUCCGGUUAGAUGACCUCUAUCUUGAUUCCUUUGAGAUCAAGGAUGUCAAGACACUGCACGGAGACCAUCUGUCCCGUGCCAUUGGCCGGAUAGCCGGUCAAGACGGGAAAACAAAAUUUACAAUUGAAAAUGCUAGUCGGACUCGAAUUGUCCUUGCAGACACAAAGAUACAUAUACUAGGUUCAUUCCAGAAUAUUAAGAUUGCGCGCGAUGCGAUUGUAUCUCUCAUCCUGGGAUCACCUCCUGGAAAGGUGUAUGCAGGGCUUAGGACUGUCAGCAGUCGCAUGCGGCAGAGAGCUCUGUAA
Fibroporia radiculosa is the source of this 873-nucleotide messenger RNA. RefSeq lists its product as uncharacterized. The transcript is spliced from 5 exons. Lineage: Eukaryota; Fungi; Basidiomycota; Agaricomycetes; Polyporales; Fibroporiaceae. The record is from RefSeq and is a predicted model, not a curated record. Gene Ontology annotation, cellular component: nucleolus. Gene Ontology annotation, molecular function: RNA binding. The coding region runs from base 1 to 873 and encodes 290 amino acids.